Styela clava is the source of this 3819-nucleotide messenger RNA. RefSeq lists its product as uncharacterized. Gene Ontology annotation, molecular function: G protein-coupled receptor activity. Lineage: Eukaryota; Metazoa; Chordata; Ascidiacea; Stolidobranchia; Styelidae. Gene Ontology annotation, cellular component: plasma membrane. The record is from RefSeq and is a predicted model, not a curated record. Gene Ontology annotation, biological process: adenylate cyclase-activating G protein-coupled receptor signaling pathway; cell surface receptor signaling pathway.
AAGCCAGUAUUUUGUAAGUACAUGAACACAUUACAUAAGCUAGUGAAAUCACUUACGGGUGACAUUGUUCUACUGUGAUUCCCACAGUCGGUAUAAAAAAUACGAGAUACACACGUACAUUUGCAAUAUUGAUGAAAUCAUCGUUUUCCGUGAUGAAAUGAUGUCAAACACUUUUGCUUAUGGGCAUUCGUCGACGAAUGAAACAUGCCUGUGUUAGGUUGGUAGUAUGGACGAUACAAAUUCCCAGGGUCAUAAUAUAUCUGGUUCGUGUAUGACUUUUGGUAUCAAAUUUUAACAUAUAAAAACAACAAAAUGUGUCAUAUCAAUAAGACUUACAAAACCGAAGACAGAGUUUAUUGGAAAUAAGCAGUAAUUUAAAGAGUUAAAAAGAAGUUAUUUUAGUGAAUCAUGCAUGUUUCAUAUACGGGGCCACAUAUUCCGUUCAUUGUUCACUGUUUGAUGACAGUAAAAUUACGAUAAAUAUUUCUAAUAUUUUCAUAACUUUUUACAAAAGAUGAGUGUACAUCGUUUUACUUUUUCAUCGUUCUGUUGUUAUAAUAUAAUGCGGUUUAAAAUGGAGUAGAUUCAGUGGGAUAUGAAAUAGAGGACAUGAGGUUUUAGUGAGGCAAAAACUAUUUUUCUUAUCGUAAUUAUAUUAAUAACUCUCUGCAACAAUGCUGCAGUUUCGUACAUGCAUCCAUUAAAAUGUAGUAACCUAGCAAUUUAACGUAACUUGGUUAUUAUUUAUAUUUUGAACAAUAUCAGUGGAAAUAUCUCAGAACUCUACAGAAUCAAACUCUACAGAAUUAAUCAAAAUUUUAAAAUGCAAUAAUACAGAGAAUAAUAUUUAGAAACACAAGAAACCAAAAAAUCUGCAUUGGAUACGUAAAUAUACUCUUGAUAAAUAGGUAUUGACAUGGUGAAGCUAUCAACUGCUUAUCAAUGGAUUUCAAUACUUUUCAUAGUUUGCAAUUUAAAGACAUCAGUAUGUCUUUGGAACAGUUGGGAAAACCCGAUUAGAUUGGAACCACCAGACACCCACUCACCAAAAACAGCCUCAGAUGAUUGCCCGAGCAAUCUAAAUGUUCCAACAAUCAGUUGCAGUACAGGCAAUGUAUCGGAUUUUUAUGUUUAUGCAAACGAUACAAUGGAGAAUAUUUCGGUGCAAUAUUUGCUUCAGACUGCAAAUUCCCUUCCAGAUGAAGAAUUUACAGUGGAGUUUGAAGAAUGUGAGUACAAAAUUGAAGCCUGCACAGUUAAAGGGAACAGAAUUGUCACAAAGGUAAACAAAGAAUCAGAACAGAAAAUGCGAGGAAAUUCGACCAUUACUCCCAGCUUGUGUGCAGAAUUCACGUUUUCCCGAGACGAACAGAAUUACACAUUUUCUAAAAGAAAUUGUACUUUUGGUGGGUUACCGUUAUGGACUACGCUGAGGAGUUAUUUGGAAUUACUGUCUGACAACACGGCGUUACGGGGUCUAUUUGUAUCAUGCGGAAAAAAUGAUGUGAAAUGCAGAAUACAAGGGAAGUUUGCAACUUGCAAGGACGUAGAUUAUUCAACGGAUUCUCUAUUUGUUUGUCAUAAUACGGUAACUGAGAAAAAUGUACCUGAUACCAGCAUGCCUCUCCUCUCCACGACGAGAAUGAGCUCGGAGAGUGUUUUUGUCACAACUCCCCGUGAUACUUCUGCAAAUAGACAGAUUGGUGUCACCACUUCGACCUCCUUCAAAACUGAAAGCACAAAAAGGGACGUCACGACAAAUCUGGACAUCACAACGACGAUCCCGCUUGCUACAGAUGCGUCAACGGCUUCUACCGACAAGGAAAACACUCGGAUUCCUAUAAUUACCAAUAGCGGAAAUGGAGACAUCGAGCGAAUUUUGGUAAUGUCUCAUCGAAAUGACAGCGACCUUACCUCAAAAACAUUAAUUAUAGAGGAAUCGAUGAAAUCUUUGGUUAUAUCAGCUUUAUCGGUUAAAACUUUUGCGCGGAGUGGCGUUGAAAUUGUGGUUUUACCAAAUCUCUCCACAACGAAAGGUAGUAAUAAAAGUGUUGCAAAACUCAGCAAAAGCGAAGUGCAUACAAUUGGACAAGCUCAACAAGUUAAAAUAGCAGACGUUUCAGUUGCUCAGCUGAAUUCCCCACUAUCGGCAUACAACACUUUACUACCUGUGCCACCGGCAAGUACCGGCCCGAAGAAGACGACAUCGUUUCUUUCAGACGGGAGCCCGCUCUUGUCGAUUACGGCGUACGAACCAACCAAUCACAAUAAACUUAAUAUUGACGUCAUAUUUUCUAUCAAUGUGUCAGAAGACAGUUUAACGCAGCCGGAGUUUCAUGAUCCCAGAAAAAUUUUAGAGCAAGUCCAUUAUGAAUGCGUUUUCUACAAUAUCACAACUCAGAAAAUGUCGAAGCAAGGAUGUCAGCUUGUGCAGUACAACAUAGGAUCGAAAAUCACUUGUGAGUGCAAUCACACAACAAUGUUCGCAGCUCUAAUGUCGCUAACUAUAGUUGAAAUCCCUCAUGGUGUGAAGGUUUGUUCGUACAUAACCCAAACGAUUUCGGUGCUUGCACUGUUGGUUGUUUGCAUUAUAAUACAUAGGGUUCGUAAGCAUCUUCGAGGAGACAGAGCAACUGUACAAAUUUGUUUAUCAGCAUCACUUCUUUGUUUACAUCUUUUGAGUCUAUUUCAUGAUAUUGCAAUUCAAAACGACAUAGCCUGUGAAUUCGUGGCUGUAUUAACACAUUAUUUUUUGCUCUCUUCCGGAAUGUGGAUGUUGAUGGAAGGUAUAACGAUCUCAUUUAAGACUACAAAUUACGUUCUGCGCUAUAGUGAAUUUGGACGGCAUAUCAAGAUUGGUAGACAUCUUCACAGUUGGGGGCUUCCGGCCGUUAUUGUUCUAAUUUCAGCCGGAGUUGGAUUUAUGAACGAAAAAUAUAUGGAUCCGAAUCCAACAUACAAUGAAUAUAAAACCAGAAAUAAGCUCUCAACAAACAUUGUUCGAAAAUAUAACUCUUGUUGGCUCCAAACCACUGCGUUAAUGGGUUCUGUUAUAAUACCAAUAUCAGCAAUUUUAUUAAUUAAUAUUUUUAUAGUAAUAAGAAUGACAUGCAUUAUUUGUCGAAUGACUUCAGCUACUGAUAAUCUUCGUCCUUCUGGGGAAAGUCAGGGAAGAGAGAGAACGCCUGAUUCCAAAGUUGAAGAAUCUAGCGUCCGUUCAUCUCUCAAAUUUUAUGCUUUAUUUCUGCCAGUCUUAGGCGUACCAUGGGUUACUGGAUAUCUGGUAGGUGUGGAAAAUAGAACGGCUUCUACAAUGUUUAUGUAUGUAAAUGUGUUACUCAAUGGACUUCAGGGAGUUUUUCUUUUCAUAAUAUACUGCUUUGUGACGUCGGAAACAAGAGAUGCCAUUGUUCGUUAUUGGAACAGAAGAAUGAAUUCCCUACAGGUAUUGCGAUUUCCCCAGUCAUACAGUCCAUCUUGUAACAGAAAAUUUUCUAGAUCACUAUCAACAGGCGAAACCUGGAUUAGAACGAAGAGCUUGGGACAAAAAACGCCAAGUCCUACAAAGGAAAGUUCAACAGUAGAACCCAGUUCAUCAUAUUCUAAACAAGAAUCAAAUGUUUAAAAUCUUACCUUGAAUUAAUUAAUACUAAAAUAUAUUCCUCAUUCCCAUUUUUUUAACAGCUGUAAUUUACGACUUAGAAAACCUACAAUUUGUUGUUUUAUGUUUACAAAAUUUUGUGUUAUGGUGACUUUAAGGUGAAAUACAAUGUUAAUUAAUGAUACCAAAAAGGCGUUUUUAAUUCUUUGAUAGGUAAU